GGCGACGGAGCAGGAGCACUGGCAGCAGCAGAGCUGGAGGUUUUUUUUUCCUCCUCUUCUGCCUUCCUUCUGCCUCUUUUGUUGUGUCGGCAUCGAUAAGAAUCUGAUGAGCGAGGAUACGGACCACCGCCGGCUUCGCUGCAAGGCUUCAUUUCCCUGCUCGGUUUACCGGAGCAGCAUCCGGUGGCUGUGCGGCAGGAUCACCGCUGUCUGGCUGUUUCUGAGGGGGUGAGAGACGAAGGGCUGCAACGCAAAAGGAGGCAAGAAAAAAGGCUGCGGGGAGGGGCUGUGGUGAGCUGGUGGGCUUCCUCAGCCUCACAGACACAUUUUAUUGACUUGCUAAUUGGAUGAGGCACUCGGAGGAAGGGAUGCAGUGACCGAGAAGAGCUGCUACCUACAGGAAGGAUCCGGGCAGCGGGAGGUUCCGCUGGGAUCGCUUCACAUCAUUCGAUCCUUUUUUUUUUUUUUUUUUUUUUGUACAUGACAGCAGAUGUUUGUGCAUCUCCGUGACCCUCACUGUGCGAUCUCAUAAUUUCAUGCAUGACAUUGUCGAAUGGAGGCUCCGGCAGCGUGACGCUUCGUGACAAGUGAAUGAUUCCUCCUUUUCAGACCUGAUUUUUUGUACUCCCUUUUCCAAUGGACCGUCCGUCUCUUCUUUGUAUGAAGUGCCAUUCCGUGUUUUGAGCGCAGAUGGGAAGGAUAUUCAUCUGAAAAAGGAGUCUUCUCCGGGCUGUCAUGACCGAGACUCAACAGUCUGACCAGGUCAAAGUUCAGCGACCCUCGUACUGAGGUCAGUUGUACCAAUGAGCAACACGGUGAACCCACCGAAACGCACCACCUACCUCAUUUCCCUCACUCUGGUGAAGGUUGAAGCCGUGCCAGAGGAUGUUGAGGAGGACCAGGCAGAGAAAGACACCCUUCCUGAGGGGGAAGGGAGCCCUAAAAGGGAGGAGGAUAGAGAAGAAGAGGAGGACGGAAGGGAGGCCAAGAGGGAAGAGGAAAGACAACUCAUGAGCAAAGAGGAAGUGGAACAGGUGCUGGUGAAAUAUGGCAGCCCCAAAGAGAGCCAGGGGACGUCAGAGCGGAGGGAAGCUCUUGAACUGGCUCGGGAAAUAAUACAGAAAGACAGCAUGCUGGUCAGCAAGGGGAAAGACACGUCUUUUAUGCAUCAGCCUAUGAAGCAGAUGGUGAAAGUGUAUGGAGGGACGAGCUUCGAUGGCACGGUGCGCAGAGAAGGUCCUCGCUCCGAAUCCCUCCGGCCAAAGACGGAGCUCUACCGUGAGCCGCCCAUGCACUUCCUCAAGGGUGACAACGAGCUGGGCAGCCGCUCUCGCACCAGCCUCCCCUUCUCUGUCCCCUCCCAGGCCAGCGUGAGGCCGGAGGUCAUGAUGAGGUCACACUCAGGAGCCAACACUGCGUGCUGGAGGGACAACAGAGAGGCCAACACCAGCUCCUACCACUCUGCCAAGACGCUGGACAGGAGAGAUAAUCGUAUGGGGGAUCAGUCCCCCCUCAUGGCAGCGACGACUCUGGGCCCCUACAGGGCGUCCUGGGCUGACAGUGAAGGCAGAGGAACGCUGAUCCGUCCUGGAGUUCCCAGCAGCGGAGGGUUUUCCGGCAUCAUGUCGCGGGAGGUCUCUCAGGGGGACAGAUUUAAGAUUGUCCUGCCAGCCAGUGACACGGCCAGAGGCUUGAGGAAGGACACAAAUCGUACUCUGGACAACAGCGACCUGCAGUCUCCCGCUGAGGAAAUGAAGAAGGCCAGAGAUGGAGCGACAAUCCAGAGAGCUCCUCCCAGGGACCGCAAGAUGCUCAAGUUCAUCAGUGGAAUUUUCACCAAAAGUUCACCUGCACCACCUCCUGUCACCACGCCACCUCCGCUCUACCCGGCUCUUGAGAGAGCCUCCAGUGAGGAGGAAGUGACGUGCACCAGCAGUCAAGAGUGGCCCAUCAGCCAAGCCGUCCAGGAGCUUCACUUGGGUGUUUUGGGCGGUCUUUGUAGCGGCAAGUCUGCUCUGGUCCACAGGCACCUGACAGGAAGUUACCUGGCUGUGGAGAACGCUGAAGGGCGCCAGUACAUUAAGGACGUCCUUGUUGAUGGGCAGAGUCACCUGUUCAUUAUCCAAGAAGAGACCGAACUCCCGAGCGCUCAGUUUGCCAGUUGGGUGGAUGCGGUUAUUUUGGUCUUCAGUUUGGAAAAUGAGGCCAGUUUCUUGGAGGUUUACAAACACUACCACCAGCUUGCAAUCCACCGACCCAUCAAUGAGAUUUCCUUUAUUGUGGUUGGCACACAGGAUAAGAUCAGCAGCAGUAACCCGCGGGUCAUCGAUGAUGUCAGAGCCAGACAGCUCUGCUCCGACGUGCGGCGCUGCACCUACUACGAAACCUGCGCCACUUACGGCCUCAACGUGAACCGAGUCUUCAAUGACGCUGCUCAGAAAAUCAUGACUGCCAAGAAACAGGCUGCUCUGCUGGCUUCCUGUAAGUCCCUUCCCAACUCGCCCAGUCACUCCGGAGGCUCCACACCAGUGUCCGGCAUCUUUCCAGGACAGGCCAGUAACGGUGGGCAGAGCAGCGACUACUCCUCGUCGCUCCCCUCCACUCCCGUCAUUAGUCACAAAGACAUUGGCAGAAGUGCAAGAGGGGAGAAGCAGGACGGCACCACGCCUGGAUCUGUGAGCGGCGGCACCCGAAGGUGCAACACCCGGUUCGCGGGCCGAAGAGGCAGCGACUCCAACAGGCGGAGCGACGACUGCAAAGGUGACCUCGGGAGUGGUCGCUCCAUCCCUAUCAAACAGGGGAUUUUGUUGAAGCGCAGUGGGAACUCCCUCAACAAAGAGUGGAAGAAGAAGUAUGUCACUCUCUCCAACGACGGCAUCCUGUCUUACUACUCCAGCGUCAAUGACUACAUGUUGAAUGCUCCGGGGAAGGAAAUGGACCUGCUGAGAGUGACGGUGAAGGUGCCGGGAAAGAGGCCACCUCGAGCUGUGCCAGCCGGCGGCCCUCCAGUGGGACUCAACGGACGAGUCAAAGAUGUCCAGGGCUCCGAUGGUGCCAGCUUGGUGCCGGUCAGUGCGAGCGGGCUCCUGCAGAUGGAGGACAUGGAAGGAAUGGGCGGCCCACUCUUCCUCCGGACGAGUCGAGGAGUUCAGCGAUGUGCAUCGACGCUGUCCAACAACGCCCAGAGUGUUGACUCAGCAAUUGAGGGCUUGUCCAGCUCUUCUUCCACCAAAGAGGUAGGCUCCGCCUCCCCAGUGGCUGACAGGAAGAAGCAACGGCGAAAGAAGAACAUGAACCAGAAAGGAGAUGCAACGAUCGUCCAAGCUGAUGCAGCCAAGAGAAAAAUGUGGAAACUGAAAACAUUUGGCAGCUUACGAAAUGUCAGCAAGACAGAUGAGGAUAAUUUUGACUUCCUGGUUGUGUCGAGCACUGGCCAGACGUGGCACUUUGAAGCCCCCAGUGUGGAGGAGAGGGACUCGUGGGUCCAGGCCAUCGAGAGCCAGAUCUUGGCCAGUCUGCAGCUGUGCGAGAGCAGCAAGAACAAGACUCGAAAGAACAGCCAGAGUGAAGCAGUGGCUCUUCUGGCCAUUCGCAACGCAAAGGGCAACAACUUCUGCGUGGACUGUGACGCUCCAAAUCCCACCUGGGCCAGUCUCAACCUCGGAGCUCUCAUAUGUAUUGAGUGCUCAGGAAUCCACCGAAAUUUGGGGACCCAUGUGUCUCGCGUUCGCUCCUUGGAUCUGGACGAUCUUCCACGGGAACUCACGCUGGUCCUCAGUGCCAUAGGGAACCACAUGGUUAACAGUAUAUGGGAGGCUCGCGCCCUCGUUCACCGGAAGCCCACACCGGAUGCCACAAGAGAGGAGCGGGAGUCAUGGAUCAGGGCCAAGUACGAGCAGAAGCUCUUUGUAGCACCGCUGCCUCCGCCCACGCCCAACGAGGGCCCAGACCUCACGCUGUCUGGCCGCCUAUUAAUGGCGGUAAUGGAUCACAACCUCCCCAAACUAUUGCUUCUUCUGGCCCACUGUACCAAGGAGGACAUUAAUGCCCCGGUCAGCUUUGCACUCUCCUCGAGGUCCCUGUUAGCGCUGCGGCUGCCAGGCUGCGCUCUGCACGCCGCCUGUCAGCAGGGCAACGUGGUGAUGACGCAGCUUCUGGUUUGGUAUGGAUGUGAUGUCCGAUACCGCGACGCUCAAGGGCAGACGGGUCUCACCCUGGCCCGCCUCGCCGGCUGCCAAGAGUGUGCCGACAUCUUGCUUCAGCACGGGUGCCCCAACGAGCCACUGCCCUCCAACACCAACACCACUGUGGGCUUCGCCUCAGCAUCGACCGCCAGCUUCCCUGUUGCCAUGGCGCCCAGCUUGACCAUUUCCACCACCAUGAAGAUCUCCAACAAGAGCGCCGGCACCACCUUGAGCUACAGCACUUCCAGAAGAGCCGUGUCGUAAUCACAUGGCGUGAGUGAGUGCACGUGUCGGCUGGUUCUUCUGACUGAUGGGGCUCGAAAUCCCGAACAAUCAGAUGUUGCACUCCCGAAGCCUGAAGAGAUGUGGUCGGAAGAAUGUGCGUUGAAGAGAAGAACAAGAAUGGUUUAACCAAAUUAAAAAUAUAUGUUUUCCUACGAAACGCUUUUUAAGUAGAGUUUAAAAAAAUGGACUUCAAGACGCAGCUCUGGUGGAUAGUGAAGUACUGCGCUGCGUACCGUCCGGCAUCGUCAUCAACAUGCGUUAAUAUUUAUUCCCCCGCACAUUUUCUGAAAAAUAAAAAGGCUUUUCUGAGCAUCCAAGGCUCAGGAACUGCAAUAAGUUUAUGAUAGUAUCGACUGAUCAUCUUCAUCUGCUUCUCACCGUCACGACAUUGUCACUUUUGUUGAAAGAGAGUGUCUCAUGUUUGAACACAGCUGAGCUUCAGCGAGCUGUUUAUAGAAAAUACUGCAUUUGUUGAUUAUUCAAAAAAAAAGUACUGUGGCUGUUUUUUUAGGAGAUAAAAAUAAGUGGUACAUAGAGAAGAGAAGGCAAAGGUUCUAUAAUUAGCAAAAUAAUUGAAAGUGCUUCGAUUUAUUGAAUGUUCUUGUAUGGUUUGUAUUGUUGGUUCUGCCUCAAGAGGUUACUGUGAGAUUGAAAGCUUCUUUUUAAACAACGACCCGAAGACUGAUAUUUCUACGAUGUUUUGCUUGUAUCACUGUGUGCGACAUAAUCACUGUAUAUGUGUGGGUCCGUUUCCGCAGACUUGAAGCUGUUGACAUGUACAUGAGCAGAAAGAAAUGCCUUGAUCAUGACUGAAUGUAUAAAAGAACGAUUGUUAAAAUGUUCUGAUCCUGUGUUAUCCAGGGCUGUGUUCCCUCCAUAUUUCUGUGGAGUGUCAGGGCCAAUAAAUUAUAUAAUU
This is a messenger RNA of Synchiropus splendidus (mandarinfish), 5385 nucleotides long. Its product is annotated as arf-GAP with GTPase, ANK repeat and PH domain-containing protein 2-like. The record is from RefSeq and is a predicted model, not a curated record. Bases 804 to 4448 code for a protein of 1214 amino acids. The transcript has 20 exons. NCBI's taxonomy places the organism in Eukaryota, Metazoa, Chordata, Actinopteri, Syngnathiformes, Callionymidae. Gene Ontology annotation, cellular component: nucleus. Gene Ontology annotation, molecular function: GTPase activity; GTP binding; GTPase activator activity.